AUGGCCCCGUUCUGUCCGAUGAUACAACUCCGGGAACAACGCUCUCAAAAGCCGCCCCGGCCAGACUUCUCAAGCUCAUCAGUCCUGCAUCAAUUCCAAUGUCCCAAACCACGGCCGCGCCCACCCACCAUACCUACUAACUUUAUACAAAACGUGGUCGGGCCGCUCAAUAAGUUCAAGGAAGCUCGUAUCACCGCCGACGGGCUCACCAAGUUUAGGGUAACCCUCACCCCUAUGGACUUUGAGACCGGCAAGGUCGAUUCCCGUUGCCGUAAGCUGUUGAACCUCUCGUGUACGCGUGAGAUAGAGACCUUUACUCGCAAAGUACAACCCUGGAUUGGAUACGAUGGCCUCACGUGCUUUGACAACUUUCUACCGGAGCGCUACAUCACCGAUAAUCCGCACCCCCGCAACUACCAUCGUACCGCUCAAGAAUUCGCCACUAUUCUGAAUGUCUGGGCAACAAACAGCAUGUACCAAACAUUCAAGGCGUCUUUACUUGGGCAGACCUCUUGGAAUGAGCACAGCGAUGCGCCCGCGGCACGAUGGCUCGGAGUACCGGCGACCGAUGAUUAUAUAUGGCGUCCGAACUUUGUCUAUCACAACUUCAAAAUGAAAAGCAGCGAUUGCGAGCCGCGAGCCGCUGAUCCAGAGAAGCCACAUGCAAUGUGCUACGUCGUCGAUUCCACGCCUUUUCUAGAAGACGGCUCUCUCCGAACAAGCGAGCUUAAGACGAUUAUACUCAUUGCCGUCUAUAACCACGUAAAACCCGAGUAUAACCAUCUAGAUAGCUUUGGUGUUACUGCCAUCUCCUUCUGGGACCGAGAUGUCCGCAUUGUACAAGGACUUGUCAACUUUAGAACUUGGGACGUCGAUGUCCGCCUCACAAAAGUGCAGCGCUUCCAUACGGGCUUUCGAGGCGCAGAUGGCUCGAUAGAUGUGCGGUUUUUGACAUUGUUGGCGUAUAACUCUGCGGAUGUUCUCCCACUACUAAAAUACUAA
Molecule: messenger RNA, 1002 nt
Organism: Cordyceps militaris CM01
Lineage: Eukaryota; Fungi; Ascomycota; Sordariomycetes; Hypocreales; Cordycipitaceae
Exons: 3
Coding region: 1-1002 (333 amino acids)
Source: RefSeq, a predicted model, not a curated record